AGGGAGAAAGAGAGAGAGAGAGAGAGAGAGAGAGAGAGAGAGAGAGAGUGUGUGUGUGUGUGAGUGAGUGAGAGAGAGAGAAGAUCACCAUGAGAGAAGGAUGCAGCACUUUGUGUCUCUUUUUUCCCUGCUGAAACUUUCCCACAUUAAACACUUGGACCAUAAAAGGACACACACGCUGCUCCGUGCUCCGCUCCUGCAUCCUCUCUGUAACCCGAGCAGGAGCUCCAGUGGCCGGCAGGAGGAUGUCUGACCGCCCGGAGACACCCAGCUGACCCUAGCCUCCACCACCUGCUGCUCCGCGAGCUUCCCGCUCAAACCGAGCCCGGCACGAGCGCUCUUCACAGCCAUGGAGUUAGACCAGAAACAAGGCCGGGAAAACUUAACAGAAAAAUAAACCAAACUGCGACCUGCUGAGGAAGAAAGAAAACUCACGCUCAUGUCUGCUUAGGCGAAUCCCUUAAAAACAUAAAUUAAUCAAAUAUUGAACUUUAAGACUUUAUUAAACCCCGAGAAGGAACAAUCUGUUCUCUGGACCCCCUCAUCAUGGAUCUGUGGACUAACUCCUCCGCGGUCCUCUACCCCGGGACACAGGCUCCACUGCCGGACUCCAACUCCUCCAUCAACCGCUCCGCCGGCUCCCAGCACGUCCCCGCCCCGCUGGACCUGCGCCGGGCGGUGCCGGUAGGCAUGGUGCUUGCCUUCUUCAUCAUGUGCGCCAUCGUCGGGAACAUCCUGGUCAUCCUGUCGGUGGUCUGUAACCGACACCUGCGGACCGCCACCAACUACUUCAUCAUCAACCUGGCCAUCGCCGACCUGCUGCUGGGGACCACCGUGCUGCCGGUGUCCGCCACGCUGGAGAUUCUGGAUUACUGGGUGUUCGGUCGUAUCUUCUGUGACAUCUGGGCGGCGGUGGACGUAAUGUGCUGCACGGCGUCCAUCAUGUCUCUGUGCGUCAUCUCCAUUGACCGCUACAUCGGCGUGCGCUACCCGCUGCAGUACCCCACCAUCGUCACCGAGAAGAGGGCGCUGCUCGCCAUGCUGGGCGUCUGGAUCCUCUCCACCGUCAUCUCCAUCGGCCCGCUGCUGGGCUGGAAGCAGCCGCCGUCACAGGACGACACCGUGUGUGUGAUCACCGAGGAGCCGUUCUACGCCCUCUUCUCCUCGCUCGGCUCAUUCUACAUCCCGCUCUUCGUCAUCCUCGCCAUGUACUGCCGCGUCUACGUCGUGGCCAAACGCACCACCAAGAACCUGGAGGCCGGCGUGAUGAAGGAGCGUCAGGAGAACUCCAACGAGCUCACCAUGAGGAUCCACUGCAGGAACCAGCAGGCGCAGGAACCCGGGGCGGCCGGGGCCUCCACAGCCAAGAGCUCGCUCAGCCUCAAACUACAGAAGUUCGCCAGGGAGAAGAAAGCUGCGAAGACGUUGGGCGUGGUGGUCGGCAUGUUCAUCCUCUGCUGGCUGCCGUUCUUCAUGGCUCUGCCUCUCGGCUCGUUCAGCAGCAGCCUCCGGCCUUCUGAAACGUUCUUCAAAGUGAUUUUCUGGUUGGGAUACUUCAACAGCUGCCUGAACCCUGUCAUCUACCCGUGCUACAGCCGCGAGUUCAAACAGGCGUUUAUCCGGAUCCUGCGCUGUCAGUGGAAGAAGAAGCGUCGCAGUUGGCAGCCAAAUUAUAACUCUCGCUCUCGUCAGAGCUCCAACAACUCGUCCUUCCAAAAUGGCUCCCAGCAGACGCUCUCCUCCGUCAGUGCCAGCCCAGGCUGCGUUAACUCCAAACUCCGCCCCCCACAACGCUCCUCUGACAGGGAACUCCUCCCUGGCUCGGCAGGAAGAGGUCGACUGAGCCCAGUGUCCCCGCUCGCUAUGAAUGCUGGGACGGCAUCAGGGGUCAGUGUGGGGAAAUGAUUGAGACUGUCAGAGAACGCCAUGCAGGGAUACUUUCUGUUGACUCCGGUGGCCAGCCCACCAUGACAGGAAGUGGUUUUAGAACGCUCUUAAGACAAACAGGCAUCACUGCUGACAUCACUGCUGACAUCACGAGACGCUCUGCUCACUGAGGAGUCGUUCAGGUGUGAUGAUGGUGGUCAGAUUGUUCUCACUGACUCCGCCUCCUCACCUGGACCAGUUGCACAAACAUCACCUGAACGCUCCACCUCCUCAAACCUUUUCACCUCUGACCUUUGAAAACAGCAACAUCAGCGAGCUCAUUUUAGCUUGAAGCUAGGGUUAGCUUCAAGGUUAGCCUAUCAUAGCUUUCACGUGACGUUACACGCUUCCUGGCGGCCGAGAAAGACUUCCUACUGUUGCACGCCACAGUGACGUUACCAGUUUUGUAUGUUUUAAACUUAAGACAGUUGUUGUUGAAUGUGACGCUCUAACCAGCGAGGAGACGAGCCCGGGUUCUUCUUCUACAGAAUGUUGGACAGAAAACCCGGAGAGGAGGAGAUCGUGGAUUAACGCUGUUAGACGCUCUGCGGUCCCUGAGAGGGAACGAAAGACUUCUCGCCACCCUGACAUCAGAUACUGUGUUCACUUGAUCUAAAUACUCCUGCCUUUAACGAACCCAGAACUCUGACUGACAGAGGCGGGGAUACUGUUACUAUGGUUAGCUUACGAUAGCUAGCUAUCAGAUCCAUGAGCAGGUUUUAGCUGCUAAUCAUGCUAGCUGCUCUUUAGGUUUCACAGACUGAUGACAUGAGCGGCGAACACGAGGAGGUCAUGGGAGCUUAACGUGUCAAACUUUUAUCUGAUGGUUAAAACCCGCCUGUAAACAGCAGCAGCGUCGUUAUCUGAGCUAGCUAAAUGUAAGCGUGCUAAUUUUAGCUGAACAUCUGUAAGAUGUGUUCGUAAUGAUUCACUGGUCGUACCUUUCGUACGUUAGCUUAGCAUGUUUCAGUGACGUGGGCUUGUUUAGGACAGGACAUUUAUUUUGAAAAUCUUC
Molecule: messenger RNA, 2941 nt
Organism: Labrus mixtus (cuckoo wrasse)
Lineage: Eukaryota; Metazoa; Chordata; Actinopteri; Labriformes; Labridae
Product: alpha-1A adrenergic receptor-like
Exons: 5
Coding region: 547-1905 (452 amino acids)
Biological process (GO): phospholipase C-activating G protein-coupled receptor signaling pathway; positive regulation of cytosolic calcium ion concentration; cell-cell signaling
Cellular component (GO): membrane
Molecular function (GO): alpha1-adrenergic receptor activity
Source: RefSeq, a predicted model, not a curated record